Molecule: messenger RNA, 4610 nt
Organism: Pyrus x bretschneideri (Chinese white pear)
Lineage: Eukaryota; Viridiplantae; Streptophyta; Magnoliopsida; Rosales; Rosaceae
Product: probable mannitol dehydrogenase
Exons: 6
Coding region: 3076-4365 (429 amino acids)
Biological process (GO): lignin biosynthetic process
Molecular function (GO): zinc ion binding; cinnamyl-alcohol dehydrogenase activity
Source: RefSeq, a predicted model, not a curated record
UUGCCACGUGAGUGACUUUCCUGUUGUCAAGGAAAGAAGACCACAUCAACAUUUUUAAAUUUUACUUUUUGAUGUGACAAAAGUUUCUUUUGUGUUUUUUUUUUUUUUGGCUGGGACUCUUCUUCUCUUCCUUCUGAAUUUUAAACUCUUUUUCUUUUUGUCCUUUGUCUCCAACUUUGAGUUUAACUUUUUGAUAAUAGUUUGUUCAUCUUUGAGGUGCCACGUGCUAUAUGAAAAAAUGCACUUUCUUUUGAGGCCACUACUUCCCGCAUGGAUUUGUCCUUGCAGGGAUAAAACCAGUCUUCGACUAAAGUCACGAAAACUUUUUUGCUUGCUGGAGAUCUGUUUUUCUUCCAAUUCCUAAUUUAAACAGGAUUUCGAAUGAAACUUGGUCAGCGACAACCAGCGCCCAUUCUUCUUUGGUUGUGCUUUCUUCGGAUUUCUGUCGCAAGGAAGAACACCAAGGGCUUUUGAGGAUAACCAUGAUCAAUAGGUAAUUUCUGCAAGCAAUUUUCUUUUCUGUCGAAUCUCGAACCACGGAUGCACUUUGUCCUACUUCAGUAACCAAUGGUCUUCUUCUCUGCGGAACAGAGGCACAGUCUUUUAGUUUAUGACAAUAAAUAUGACGAGUCAUAUUUAAAAUUACUUUCUUGAUCUCUGCAUUCUUUCGACAGCAGCAUAGCUUUUGUGCAGAGACUUGGACUUUUGCAUGUCACAUGCAGACUUAGCCGGAGAUUUGUGCCUUUGCAGAGGAUAAGAAGGAAUUUUUAUUCCUCUUCGUUUCUCCAGUGCUCUGAGAAGAUAUUGUGCGUUUCUUUUAUGCACCGUUUUUCUCCGUCAAUGACUCAAGCGAUCUUCUUUUCCGCUGGAGACUUGGGCCAAAACCUGCAUUAUUUUUUAUAUGCACUUUAUGCGUGAGCGCAGCUUUCUUUUUUUUUUUUUUAACGCCGACCUUAACUUCAGUUUCUUCUGGACUCCGAGACGACGACGAUGGGGAUGCUUCCUUUAGUCUUCCGUUGUAGGUUUAUCACUUGCUUCAUCUUUUUUCUUGUUCACCAUCUUCGGAAUUUCUUAAAUAGGCAAGGACCUUUUUUUUGUUCUCCCAUGCCGAACUGCUACAAUCACCGGUAGAGACCUUGAUGAUCUGAUUUUGGAGAGCGUUAGUUGAGGGGCUGCUGCAUAUGUGAGCACGGACAACGGGGACCAGUUGCUUCCUUUGUUUUCAUCCGCUGUAGGUUCAGAUUUGUUGCUGCUGCAAAUGGUGGUGAUCGGCGGCUGCAGUUGCAGUGAUCAUUUAGACUUGGUUGGAACUUCACGGGGUGGUUUACACCACCCCGAAGAAAUUCAUGGGAUUGACGGCAGCGGCGGGGAGCGGAGCUCUUGGAUUUGAUUGGAACUUCACGGGGUGGUUUAGACCACCCCGAAGAAGUUCAUGGGAUUGACUGCAGCGGCGGGGAGCGGAGCUCUUGCAUUUGAUUGGAAUUUCACGGGGUGGUUUAGACCACCCCGAAGAAAUUCAUGGGAUUGACUGCAGAGGUGGGGAGCGAAGAGCAUUGAAGAAGCAAAUUGCUUCUUUUUCUUUUUCCUGCAAAGCCGAGAGAAACCAAACAAAGAAAGAUCUAGAAGGAUGGAUUUGUACCUUUGAAUGCUUCGUUGCUUUCCUUUGCCGUGUAUCCUCCUCUCUGUUUGCCUUUGUCUCCUUGAAUUUCCGCAGCACUUUAUUUCUUUGAUCUCUCUUUAACUUUCUGAAGAUUUCUGCCGUCUGUUCUUCCCUGUUGUCUCUCAAUUUCUGCAGCGUUUUUUUAUGUCUCUCCCCCCGUAUGCUUUUGCCGUCCCCUCCUUUUAUAGAGAGUAGACGUGGAGCAAUUGCUUGCCAUUUUCACGAAGUGGAGCGGUUUGGAAGAGCCACUACGUUGCUGUAAUUGAAGACGUGGGACAAUGGGCCUGUAGCAAACCACUUCUUGAAGUUUCAGAACGUGAUUACGGUGAUUUUAUCCCAUUUUUAUUUUUAUUUAUUUUUAUAUAUUUAGUGAUAAAACGACAACUUCCAUAUUGUUUUCACCCCUUAAAAAUAGGCACUUACAAUCCCCACACUUCUCCACGUCUACUCCACUUCUCUUAUAUUUUUGUUUAUUAUUUUUUUUAGUGAAAAUAUACGGUUCAACAACUAGACUUUAGUAGUAUUCGUAUUCCAAUCUACCUUACUCAAACUUUGGAAAAUCGUGAUCCCACAUUUACUAACAUUAAGUAAUGAUGUUUCUAACAUUAAAUGAUGAGUUGGAUAAAUACUAAAGUUAGUUUUCACUAAUCAUCAUCUUUGGAGCUCUAAUCACCCAAAUCGACCCCUUUUAGCCAAAUUAAACCGUAGAUUUGCUUAGCUAAAAUAGGUUGAUUUGGAGACUGAAAACUCCAUAAAUGACUUGAGUUAAAACAUACGUUCAUAUUUGUUCAUGACAUCACUUAACACUAGUGAAUCUAAUAGAUGUUCAUUUUUCAGAACUUUAUGUAAUUAUUUAGAAUGUUUUAAAAAGUGGACCAAUUUGAUAUUACUCAUAAUGAUUGCGUAGUUAACCGAACUUAAUCCUAUAUUAAUUUAGUGAAGUUUAAUUAGUAAAAUCUGAAUAAGGCAAUGCGAAUUUAAUUCCACCCUUUUUUAUGUGAUUGGAGAAAAUUUUCAACCUAUAUUAUGACAUGUACGCACUUGGAAAAAUAUCUCCAUGAGAUUGUGACUUUUCUCACCAUCUAAAACGUGCUAUAUAUCAUAUACUAACCAGAAAAAGAGUCAUCCAAUUGGUUUGGUCAAUGUUCUUUAUUCUUUUGCCUUGGGGAAGGGUGAAUAGGCGAGGGAGAUUUUAGAAAUGUCCACUUUGGAAAAUAUCUCCAUGAGAUUGUAAAUUUUCUCACCAUAAAAAACGUGCUGUAUAUCAUAUACUAACCAGAAAAAGAGUUGUCCAAUUGAUUUGGUCAAUGUUCUUUAUUCUUUGGCUUGGGGAAGGGUGAAUCGGCGAGGGAGAUUUUAGAAAUGUCCACGAACGUGAAUUAUCCGUCACUGAUGACUCUAACAAUUUCAGAAAGAUGUAUUUGGUCGUACUCUUACAUUUCUUGCAUGUUACCCAACCAUAUAGUAUAUAUAUGUACGUAAACCCCCAACAAAAUGCACAACAAACCCUCAACGCAAUAAAACAGAACAGACUCUUUGCGAUUUCAAUAUUUUCAAUCACUCGAUCUCUUUUGAAAUUAGCUAUCAAACACAGAUAUACAAUAUCUUGCAAAAUGUCUCAAGAAAUAUCAGUUGCAGAAGAGGAAGUAGUGAAAGCCUAUGGAUGGGCCGCUAGAGAUUCCUCGGGGGUUCUCUCUCCGUUCCACUUCACUAGGAGAGCCACUGGUAAUAAUGAUAUCCGCAUCAAGAUACUCUAUUGUGGCAUUUGCCACUCCGACCUUCACCUUGCUAAGGACGAAGUUGGAAUGACAAUCUAUCCCAUCGUCCCAGGUCAUGAGAUUGUAGGCGAAGUGACAAAGGUUGGGUGCAAUGUCACAAAAUUCAAAGUAGGAGACAUUGCUGGAGUUGGGUGCAUGGUGGGUUCAUGUCGCUCAUGCAAUAACUGCACGCAGGACUUAGAAAAUUACUGCCCCAAAAUGGUGUGGACAUACAACAAACACCACGAAGACGGAUCAAGAACAUUUGGUGGAUACUCAGACAAACUAGUAGUCGAUGAACACUUUGCUGUCCAAAUCCCAGAUAACUUGUUGUUACAAGGUACUGCACCUAUGCUGUGUGCUGGGAUCACAGUGUACAGUCCAAUGAGAUACUUUGGACUUAUGGAGCCUGGUAAGCACUUGGGUGUUGUUGGACUUGGUGGCCUUGGCCAUAUGGCAGUGAAGUUUGCAAAAGCUGUAGGAGCAAAAGUGACUGUAAUCAGUACUUCCCCGAAUAAGAAGAAGGAAGCAGUGGAGCAACUUGGUGUUGAUGAAUUUCUGAUUAGUCAUGACCAGGAGCAAUUGCAGGUUGCCAUGGGUACAAUGGACGGUAUCAUCGAUACAGUUUCGGCCCCUCACCCUCUCUUGCCAUUGACUGAGUUGUUGAAGACCAAUGGAAAACUAAUUCUGGUGGGUGCUCCAAUCCAACCUCCCGAACUACCAGUUUUCCCGUUAAUCUUGGGGAGGAAGCUUAUUGCUGGUAGUGCGAUUGGGGGAAUGAAGGAGACACAAGAGAUGAUAGAUUUUGCAGCAAAGCAUAAUAUCACAGCGGACGUCGAAGUUAUUCCGAUGGAUUACGUCCACACCGCCUUUGAAAGAAUUGCCAAGGCUGAUGUUAAGUACCGCUUUGUCAUUGAUGUGGCAAACACCUUGAAUUCGCCGUAUUGAACAAUGCAUGGACAGAAAAUUGGAGUUGCUUGAACCCUCGUAGCCAUCCAUCAUGUGAUGAGGGAAUUGGAAGAGAGUUGCUAGAAUCGUUCAUGCGCAUUGCGGCAGUUGUUUUAAUUUAGUCAUGUUAUAGUUGAUAGAUGAAGAAUGUGUUCAAGGUGUGUGAGUUCUAUUGGAAAUAAAAACAGAAUGAUUUCUUAGAAGCAAAAUAAUUAUCUCUGAAAAUAAUUUCAACGUUUUACUCA